AGAGAGAGAGAGAGAGAGAGAGAGAAGAGGGUGACCAAACGGAGGGAGGAGGGAGGGGGAAACGGCGUAUGCUUGUAUACAACCCUGAUUUCCAUUUUUUUCCCAACUCGUAAUGUAUUUAAUUCAAGUGAAACGUAAUCAUGACGUGUCGUGUCAUUAAUCUCCUCGCCGCCUCUCCCAAAAUUAAAGGAGGAGGCUGCCACAGAAGUGUGUCCCCCAUCAGCCGAGACACUAAAGAAUGGCAUAACAUCACACACACUGCUGAGGAUGGAUUCGCCGCCAGAGUGUGUGUUGUCUCUUUCUUGUGAGCAGCCCCAGUCCCCCCCAACACUGCCAUCCCUGGACCACAGCCCCCAGGCCUCUUCCCCUCACACCCUGCUCUCUUUACCUGACAGCCCCGUUGUUCUGCCCAUUCACAGCCCUGAACCUUCCCCUCAGAGCCUGGACACCACGCCUUAUUUCCCCCUCUCUCCCUUCCCCCUCCACGAGGACAGCAACAAUCACCAUGAUGUUGAUGAAGAAGAUGAUGAAGAAGAACUGGAUGGAGUUCCUCCAUCCCCAACCCCAGCAGUGGCUCUGUUCCCAGGAGGAGGAGGGGGACAAGAUGCGGGAUGCAGCCCUUGUUUGGACUCUUCUCCACCGACCACACCAUCAGCGCCAGUCCUUGGGUUUGGAGCCCUGGAGCUGGCCCUUUCAUCGGGACAGAGUGGAAACUGCAAUGACGAGCUAGACCUCCAGCUGUUCCAGAAGGAUACUGUUACCAGGGCAAUACCUGGAGUGGGAGGGGCCUCGUCAGGGCCUGCGCUCAGGUUUCCUUGUCACGUAUGUGGGAAGAGAUUCCGAUUCCAAAGCAUUUUGUCUCUUCAUGCACGAGCUCACAGUCUGGACCGAGACCGCAGAGCUUCAGCUCUAUACCGGACUGGACUCCCCUCAGCACCUCUAAAGCAGCACCUCAAAAUCCAACAGAACCACAAAGACUUAACCCAGAAUCACAGAAAUCCCCCAAACCAGCGUUUACUGCCAGGGACCCUCAUCCAACAUCUCACAGAAGAAGAGGAUAUUGAUGGUGAGGUCAAAGAUCUAGAUGAUACCCUACAGGCAGACCAGAGCCCAAACUUUUUACUGGAUGACAGCACACCAUUGACCCCUCCACUUACAGAGGACCCUGUUUCCGUGACCUCUCCUUAUUCUUCUACCAUUGUGGAGGGUGCGUCUACUCCCAUAGCACCCACGUUUCGCUGCCAUGCCUGCAAAGGAAAAUUCCGCACGGCUUCGGAGCUGGCACGCCAUGUUAGAAUUCUCCACAACCCAUAUAAAUGCACUCUUUGUCCUUUCUCUGCCAGCCAAGAAGAGAGCCUGGCAUCUCACUUGCAGGAGUGCCACCCUUCCCCUGAGGUACCUGCUCUGCCACCGGCCUUCAGUUCCAGGCCAGUCAUCGCGACCCCUGACACUCCUGUUCCCACACCGGCCCAUACCCCAGCCCCAGCCCCAAGUACCCCACAGAUGACACCAGCUGCUACAGUGGCAGCAUCUGCCUCACUGCCAGCAUUUCGCUGUGAUACUUGUGGACAGCGGUUUACCCAGUCUUGGUUCCUGAAGGGACACAUGCGAAAGCACAAGGACUCCCUGGACCAUAAGUGUCAAGUAUGUGGCCGUGGCUUCAAGGAGCCUUGGUUCCUCAAAAACCACAUGAAAGUACAUCUCAACAAGCUUGGGCUAAAGGCUGGGCUGGGAACUCUUGGGGGACCAGGAGGUGCUGAGCAGCAGGCCAAAGGCUCUGCUAGUAAUCAGUCUCUCAAUGCGCUCUACUCAAGCCUACUUCUGGCCCAGCGUGGAGGUGGCAGAGGUGGACAAGGAAGAUCAGAGAGUGCCAGAAUCGGGAUGGGCUCCAGCAAGUCAGCCAUCCUCGGCUACCUGGGGUUGCCCAGUGAUGGCAGCGGGGCCAGCUGCAUGGAGAGACUUCAAGCAGUGGCUCAGGUGGCAGAGAUGGGAAACGGUGGUGGCGGUGGCAUUGGCAGCUCAGGAGGAGGGGGACCAACUAGAGGAGGUGAAACUACAGCAUCAGUUUCAGAAGGAGGAGACCAGGCAACUUGGUGGCAGCUGGUGGCUCGCAGCCUGGCUGUAGCUCAGCAGCAGCAGCAGCAGCAGCAGCAGCAGCAGCAGCAGCAGAGGCCCCACCAAAGAGGCCAGCAGCAAGGCCAGCGAGGCCAAGGUCGGAACUCUGUCAUCACAGAGGCUGACCAAGUCAGAGCCUACCUUGGAGGCCUGGAUCCAAGAGAAGAGUCUGGAGGAGCAGGAGGGCCAUGGGAAUGCCCAGACUGUGGAAAACUUUUCCGCAGCCUGCAGCAGGUGGUGGUUCAUGCACGCGUUCACACUCAGAGACCCCAGAAAGGAGGUGGCGGCGAAGAGGAGGGGAGUGGUAGUCGUCGAGGAGCGGGGCUAGGAAGAGGAGGCAGCGGUGAAAUGAGACAGGAAUCUCAGCUACACAGUGGUGGAUCCCAACAAACAGGAGAUGUGAGACAGGAAUCAAAACUGCACAGUGGUGGAUCACAACAAGCAGGAGCAGCUACAGGGUUUCACUCUGUCAUCUCAAGCUUCAAAGGAGAAAAUGGCUUGACAGCAGUCUCCUCCAUACCUUCAGUUCCCACCAGGGAGCGAGUGCGUGGUAGAGGGAUAAAAGACUGCCCCUACUGUGGUAAAGCCUUCCGCUCUUCACACCAUCUCAAAGUACACCUGAGAGUUCACACAGGUGAGAACUGCUGGGAGAGACCCUACAAGUGUCCCCACUGUGACUAUGCGGGUACGCAGUCGGGCUCACUGAAGUACCACCUCCAGCGGCACCACAGGGAGCAACGCAAUGCCUUGGCAGCCUCCUCCAAUUCCUCCUCCUCUGGUCUAACCUCCACUAUCAACAGUCUGACCUCCGGAACCUCUGGGAUGGCCAAGCAGCGCCGAUCCCAGCUCAACCACUGCCCGGUCAACCGAGGCCCAACCGACAGCCCCACCUCUCGGCCCAGCCAGCAGUCCUGGCUUCUGGGGCUUCCAGACCAGCGGGAGCAUCGGAAAGCAUUGGCGGCUCUUAGGGAUGUCGACUUGGAGACCCAGUACAGGUAUCUGUCUGGAGUGAUGGGGGCCCUUUACCAAGGUGGAAUGGAAGGGGGCUGGAUCAGGGAGUCUCCUCCACCGAAGGCCCCUAAAGUGUCCCGUCGUAAGCCCCUUACUACUAGCCGAAUGGUUCAGUCGUCAGGUGACAAGGAAGGAUCUGCACCUUCAACUCAAGAAGGUGGGUUUGAACCCCUGGAUCUGUCCCGUCGCCCCUCACCUGGCCUUGGAGGGAUGGAGGAAGACGGAGGCAUGAGCGUAGGGGGAGGAGGUGUCAGUGGUGGUGAUGGCGGAGGGGAUAGUUCAACAGGGAUCAAACUAAGCCAGUGUUUGUUCUGCCCUUUCCGUACGUCCUCUGCAGAGCUGAUGGCCAUGCAUCUCCAGGUCAACCACACCAGUAAGUCCAGACGCAAAAGAGGCCCUUCGACUGUCUUGGAUGAUGAUGGAGCCCCAAAGGCCACCAAGGCCCGGACGGAUCACUCUGAUCUCGACCCUCUGACAAUAUGGAGUCAUGUGAGCGAGGCAGAGUCCCAGGCACCCCUGGGGGAAUGGUCCUCAACUCAGGCCAAGACCCUGAACGGGCUCUCUGAGGAUACAGCAGAACAUCUGGACGAUAUCCUCGACCACCCAGACUCCAACGAGGCCUCAGUAUCCAACAAUGUAAGAGACGGUCUGGCACUCAAAGAAAAGAUGGAGGGAGAUGAGGACGAGCAAGAGGAGGAAUUGGAAGAGAAUUUGGACAACAGCAGUCUGGAGGAUUCACAGGACCAGGAUCUGCGGAUGUCUCUUGCUCUGUCACCAGCCCUGAGCUCCAACCACAUGGUGGGAGAGGAGGAUCGAGUCUUAACAGAUUAAAAUGAUGUUGGAUGCCACCGUUUAAAUUGGAGAGUUGGGUUUGAUGUGUUCAACAACAUUUGACACAGAACUGGAGAAGGGGUAGAUAGCUUUGCAGAGCAAAAAUGGGUUUAAUGUAAAAUUUGCCCCUUUAUACAUUCAUUUCUGGACAGAGGAUCCUUGACUCCUGAGGUUUUGGAAAGGACGGAGAGAAAAAUAACUGCCGUUAUGUUCCCUCCGACAUUAUUUGUCUACUUCAGUUCUGACAGUGUGGUCGUCCACAAAAUAAAGGCCUGUACAAAAGAGCAUAGAUGCAUCUUUUCAGGAUUUUAUAGGCCACUUUUCAGUUUUUUUUUUCCAAGCUUCACUCCAAGAUGGAAGAUUUUUGACCUCCUAUUUGAUAAAUGAAAGAAACAUGUAUAAGAUCUAGGGCGGAUCCUGCAUCCUUCCACAUGCAUUUAUUCCACACUAAUAAUGGACUGUAUAUCCCAGACUACUGUACUGACCAAGCUGAAGCCAGCUGUGAAGAAAUGCUCUCCUGACUGACCACUGAACAGUUUGAAACCUCAAACUUCAAGUUCCUCCUCAGCCCACACAGAUAUGGAGGAAAGUUUAGUCUAGAAAAGUUUCAAGCUAUGAACCUCAGCUAAGCUAUUUGGUAUUAAUUUAAGGCAUGAGGUAACUGUUGCAGGCUGCGUGCUUUCCCUCAACUAUGUAUCACUGCCUUGUUUGUCUGAAAAGUGUUUCUAGACGAUUGUCCUAAAGAUAAACAGAAAGAAAAGUUUGUAACAGUUUCUUUUUCAGUUAGUGCCUGUUCAUGUAUGUUGUCAAGAGAGUCUCUGGUAUUCAUUUGUACCGAGGCUCUGAUAGGUAAUUAAUUUUAUCUGAAUAUACAGUUUAAAACAAUUUAAGUACAGUAUAUUUGUUGAAAGUGGUUCUAGGGUGUUGUGAAUAGUUAAGUUGUAAAAGAAACGCUACAUUGCAGCGUGAUGUCCUUGACACGGGCAGUGACCGUUUGUGGCUCAGCUUGAAAAGCAAACACACACAAAAAAAAAGGAAAGCAGUUGAUAUAAAUAAUGUAUAAUGCGAUAAAAGAGGUCAAAGGCUGAGUGAUAAAAAGGGGUCACAGUUCAAAAUUCAGUGUUUACAAUGGUGCCGGAUGCGGGUUUCGGUUGCCAAGGCAGCGUAGAUGCGUGGAAAAGAACAAAACACAGAGCGGGAGUCUGUUUGAGGGCUGUAGGGAGGUCACUCGAGUCCCCAAACACAAUCAACUGACACAUCCUUUUUAAAAGAGACAGAGACUUAGCAACUGUGUCAAAAAAAAAAGAACAAUUUUGUUUAUCCUCCAUAGGAGAGAAGAUACAAGGUAGAGAACGCAAAAGAAAGCAGUAUCCCUGCCAAACUAAAUCUGAGAAACAAACUGUACUCUUGGGGGUAUGGUGUCUUUUAGAUGAGUAGAUUCCCUCUCUUCUUUUUUUAUAAGAAAAGAACAGACAAUGGUAGGAGUAAUUAUUAAAACACUAACAAAUGCAUAGACAUCCCAGUAGAAUAUGUGUAGCUUUUGUAAAGACGAGAAAAAAAAGCAGACUUUUGUUUAUUUUCAUUUCAAGAUGCUUACAGAAAAAGGUUAUCAAUAUAGGUAAUAUUGAUUAUAAUGUUUGUGAGCUAAGACUAGUUGGAAUGUCUAUACAGAGCACUGUGCAAGGUUUGAGUUCCCAAAGUAGUUGUUCUUAUUUUGACUUUAUCGAUAGACCAAACGUUUUUUCAAUGGAAGUUGUCACUUUCUGUUGUCGUUUUAAAUGUGUAAAGCUGUGGUUUCAAUAGAUCUACCCCAUCAAUGAGUCAAUUGGUUGAUCAGCGUUUCAAAUAUCCAACCACUGAACUGGUUGUUAAAGAAAGUUCAAAUUCAAAGUCAUUUUUGUGUCAUCAACUGCUAUAAACUGAAAACAAUCAAUCCCAUAUCAUGACUUUCUUGUGUUUCCAAGGUAUAUUUAGGAAAGAAAAAAAAUGAAUGUGAGACAGUAAUAUCCCCUUACGCUGUUUGACAACCACUAUUUAUCUCCUUAGCCUACUUCUUGAUGGGGUAUUCUGUGAUUGCAACCACACCUUAAUGUGCAUUAAUGUGUUUAAGUUCUUUUUUUAGAGCACCUUAUGAGUUUUGUAGUAAAAGUCCCUUAGUGGUGUCUCCUUAACAACUACUGUCAAUGCCAUCGUGCCUUCUGUUUCAAGCACUUCCUGGUGUAUUUUGUAAAACUCACCAAAAGCACUUAGCCUAUAUCUACACACUCUCUUUCUUCCUCUCCGUCUCUGUCCUUCCGCUUUCCACCUUUUUCUCCUCUUUUCUCUUCCUCUUCUCUUUCAUCACCUCAGACCGUUUUUCCUAAUCUUUUUCUCGUGUCUAUACCUCCUGACCCCUCCCUCCUGGGGGGGGGGGAGAGCUGUUUUCCUACCAGAUCUCUCUCCUGCUCUUCAGGCCCGUUCGGCCUUAAACAAGGUCACUAGGCCUUAUUACAAUCUAGCGUGGCUAGACCCUUGAAAGAAUGGACUACCUAACCUUUAGACGAGUAAAAAAUCAUCAUAGAUGUAGGGUUAUACUACUUUUGGUCUUAAUACUAACCCUUGGUAAACCAAAGCCCAAGUUUAAGUCUAAUGAAUAUUAUAUUUAAUCUUAUAAAAAGGUGCCAAAACAUGUCCGAGGUGACACUAAAGCAUGUAUCAACUUGAUAAAAAACAAAAUAAUUCACCUGUCUUCUCUCUUCUUUAAUCCCUCCCUCCCUCCCUCCCUUUCUCUCUCCCAUGCUUGCUCUUCCUCCAUGCCCCUCUCUCGUCCGUAAACUGUCUAUCUCUAGCACCACUUGAAGGUGACGUGUACUAUCUGGUAUUGAGGCCUUUAUUAGAUUUUUAUUUCAGUUCGUGUGGUGUUUGUUCAAUGCCGUUGAGAUGGAAAAAUGCUCUUCUUAUAAUGAUAAUUAUUAUUGUUUUGGCAUUAUGGUUAAAAAAACGAAAAAAAAAAAAACAAGAGAAAUGUGUUGUUGAAUGUUGUACAGAUAGAACUAGAGAUGUUGUGUUUUUUAAAGAGAGCACAAACCUGAGUGAUGGUCCCUUCUACUCCUCCCUCCGGCAGAUGGGAAUAAAACAGCCUGCCAAUCAAUCUAGAUGUCUAAUGACAGAAAUUUCCUUGGUGAUGACAGAUUUUCAAAAUAAACUCUUUGUCUUAGUAGCUUUUUCUCUGGAGAUUUGAUUGUAAAAAAGGCAGCCUUUGACUCAAACUCCAUUCCCAAAUUUCUCCCAAAAUCCUCUCUGAAAGCAGCACUUGAGCCAGUAUUUGUACUCUUUUGAAGGUAUAUUUUGAUUUCAGAGAACCAUGACUACUUUGCCUACUAGGAGUUAGACAAACACGCGGGAGCCUUUUUAUGUGUCCAUAAGCAGUCUGAAAGAAUGUUCAAGCCCUUAUUAGCUCACUUCCAUCUAUAUGAUCAGCAGAAGCUUCGCUGGAAACUGGUGAAAUACACCUUUACGUUUCUCCAAAGAUGGACAGCUGCUCUAUUUAAACCAUCUGUUACAUAAAAAUGUAUUUAUAGAACUACUCAUUUCGCUCAAAGAAGUGAGAUUAUGCCGACCUUCUGCUUUUGUGUGCCACCAGCCACAAUGGAGGGAGGGAUGCAAAAAACCUCUUAUUUUUUUGGGAUAAAAAUAGUUCCAAACUCCUCAGUGUUAAAGGUGUAUUUCGCCAUUUUUAAUUGAGCAAAGCAAGAUUGAGCCUUACCUGCAAAGUUCACAGAAGGACACAUUAAAAAGGCACCUUAGAGUUUGUCUGACUUUGAGUGAAGUUGGGAAAAUGGCUGAAUUCUCUACAAAACAAACUAUCCCUUUACACUUGCACAGGUUUUCAACUGAACACAAUGUUGCUUCCCUUGUGAUUUUUUCUAACGUAUGUGAAAAUUGCACCUUAUUAUCUCCUGAUUGUGAAUCAGAUCAUUUCACCAAAAGGAUAACACUAUAAUUUAGUGUGGGGCUGAUGCUGCAUAUACAGUGUCUGUAGUUUUUUAUUAAGAAAUGACAAAUCUUUGCGAGGUGAGGGGGCCGUGCUGGGUUUGGGCUCUUGUGUAGUUUACUGCCAUUGCAGUGAGGGAAAACUGAUCUAACAUAGUAGUGACUAAUAUGACUUUGUGGACAGAAAAAAAAAAAAUACAAAUAAAAUGCAUUAGAAAUAAAUAAACACAAACAAAAUAA
Molecule: messenger RNA, 8169 nt
Organism: Dicentrarchus labrax (European seabass)
Lineage: Eukaryota; Metazoa; Chordata; Actinopteri; Moronidae
Gene: znf219
Product: zinc finger protein 219
Exons: 5
Coding region: 268-3957 (1229 amino acids)
Biological process (GO): regulation of DNA-templated transcription
Cellular component (GO): nucleus
Molecular function (GO): DNA-binding transcription factor activity, RNA polymerase II-specific; RNA polymerase II cis-regulatory region sequence-specific DNA binding
Source: RefSeq, a predicted model, not a curated record